Molecule: messenger RNA, 6748 nt
Organism: Mercenaria mercenaria
Lineage: Eukaryota; Metazoa; Mollusca; Bivalvia; Venerida; Veneridae
Exons: 5
Coding region: 145-5055 (1636 amino acids)
Source: RefSeq, a predicted model, not a curated record
UGACUCACUGGCGAAGAGUAGACUAACGCAAAGAACACUUUUAUAAUUUUUGAAAAAAAUAAAAUAACAAGAAUGUUUGCGACUUUAUGGAAAUUACAAGACAUCGACCCAGGUUGAUUCUUUAUACAUGGACAACGUUUUAUUAUGGGGUCUACACAUGAACAACAUUUGCGAAAUCCGCGUUACAGAGACUGGGUAAAAGCGGGUCUUGCUUUAAAAUAUCUUAAAGAUGGAAUACAGGAAUUCGUAAAUGAUGAGGUCAAGGAUCAACAAAGGUUUAUAUUGGAGGAAAUCCGAGAAGAAAUUGGAAACUCUGACGCCACCUGUAACGAAUGUCCGAUUGACAUAUUGCUUCCAGCUCAUCCACGCGGCAGCUGUGGACUAGGACCCCGGUGUUUUUGUCAUAAAACACAACAAAGGCGAAGACCUUGUCCGAAUGAUGUCUGUGGCAGAAUAUUUGAUAGAAUCGUACAGCAACACAUGCAUGGUAGACCGUCCUGGGGAAACACGGACUCUACAAAAUGGUGCACGAGUCACUGGGAGAUUGCAAAGUGUUUUCUAGACGGUGGAGGAUAUGAAGAUAAAGUUAGCGCUGCCAACACCGACUGCAAGGGUCUUCUUAGUGUGGUAACAAACAACAUGUUUAUACAGAAAAGCGUUGAUGCACCGAUUGACAAAAUCGAACCAAAAACUGACGUUUUCUCUAAGACCAAGGAGGCUAGGAACGAGAUCCUUCACCUUGCAUCGCUCGAGCUCCCAGACGGAAAGCUAGAUGACUAUGUUGAUGUUAUGAUACAGUUGCUUGGAGACAAAGGAAAGCUACACGAACAUGAACAAGCAAAACAAGCAAUAUCUGCACUUAAACAAUUGAAAGAAAAAAAUCUGAAUAUUAGCACUGAAGACGAAUGGGAAAUUCGUGAAUCGGCUUUAAAAGCAAUUCAAGAGAAGAAACAAGACGCCCUUGAUGAAAUAGACGAGAAACAAAGAGAAAUGUUUGAGAAACUUCAGAUCGGACAACUUCAAGACACCCUUAGUGAACUUUCUAAAACAACUGAAGAAGCAACACAGUCGUUGUCAAAUCGACAGGAAUCGUUGUCAAACCGACAGGAAUCGUUGUCAAAUCGACAGGAAUCGUUGUCAACCCGACAGGAAUCCUUAGAACAAAGGCAGGCACUGUUAGAGAAAACAGUUGAACAGAUACAGGAGUUGCAGUCAGAGUCAUCAAAGCAAAUUGGUGAUUUGCACCAGGCAUUGUCAGACUUGAAAACAAGACUAAAUUCAUCUGACGAAGUGGAGUUGCUUCAUAAAAAGAAGCUUGCCUACCUUAAGCGAAAGAAAGACUUAAAAGACGAGCUGAGCUGUUUGUAUUCCAAACACUUGUCAACAAUACCCGUACCUCCACUGCUAAAGAAACUUGAUCUAAGAGUGGACGACUUUUACAUGGAAUUGGAAAUUUGCGAAGAUCAAGAGUACGAAAGCAAAAGUAACAAGGACUCAAAACAAGCUGGCAAGAACAUUGUUAGAAACUACAAAGAUAUUUUCUACAAAGAAAAAAAGAGAGUAGAAAAUAUCUAUGUUUUAGGAGAUGCUGGGGUAGGGAAGUCAACCUGGUGUUUGAAACUGAUAGAUACUUGGCUUAAAGCUAAUAAGCCAGAAGGAAAAUCAACAAAUGAGACAAGUCUGAAUGAAAAAUUGAUGCUUCAGUUUGAAGUUGUUUUGUUUGUUUCUUUAAGACAUGCCUCAAAGGAAAUGGAUCUAAUUGAUAUGAUUCGUAACCAGAUAUUUCUUCAAACACCUGAUUUACUUGUUGAUACACAGGAAGUUUUAAAAGCAGAGCCUGAAAAAUGUCUUGUUAUUAUUGAUGGUCUUGAUGAGUGGAAUCCGCCUGAUGAGCAGAUGUCAUCACCUUUAGGCCAGGAUCCUUCAUUUCCAGGCCGGAAAGACAUGAACCACUGCACUGUCCUUACCACUACUAGACCUUGGAAGUUGGAUGAAAUCAGGUCUAGCUGUUCAUUUAUUGACAGAGCUGUUGCAAUAAGAGGUUUCAUAAACAGGGACAUUAGUGACUUUGCUGGAAAGGUUAUCAAAAAGCUCAAUCAAAAAACAUCUACUGAAAUUGCUUCCAAUGAAAGACAUAUAGAAAAUAUAAAAGACUUCGAAAUGGAAGUACAAAAGCGGUUUCACACAAGAUAUUAUUUUCCAGAUUUGAUGAAAAUACCUUUUAUUGUGAUAUUCAUGGUUCUCAAGUGGUUUAAAGAUGGCUCAUUGGAAAGUACAAUGGCUGGUAACUAUUCCUCUUUGUUAGAAAAUAUGCUUGAACACGAGGAAGGCUAUCGAAAUUUACAACCAAGAUAUGGACAGAAACGUAAAUAUGAUGGCAGACUCUCCUGUGUACCAUAUUUAGAAGAGGCAAAGGCUGAAUGGUCAAAAGAACUUGACACACUUCCAGACUGCAUAAAGAAACAUCCUAUUUGUAGACAAUACAGUGGCCUUAUACUGAAGCUCUCUAGAAUUGCAUUUGAAGGAUUAUUUGAAAAAAAAGGCAACACGCUCAUAUUCAUUGAGGAGGUGCUUCUUAAAAGCCUUUCUCCAGAAGAACUUGAAGUAUCAGUAAAAUCUGGGUUAUUGUCUAAAACAAAUGACAUUGGUGGCCCAAGUAUUGGAAUGUCGAAAUUCUCAUUUUUACAUAAAACAGUACAAGAGUAUAUGUCUGCUAUUUAUCUUGUUGCUCAUGAAAAUGACAAUGACAGUAAACCAUUUCAGAUACUUGAAAAAUAUUGUAUAACGUACCAGAAAAUAUAUGAAAUGGAAAAUGUGAUACUGUUUGUAUGUGGACUGAGUACUGGUGUGGCCAAGAAAAUACUGAAACAUGUCUCCAAUGUUGAACAUAGCAGAAUGUGCUUCAAUGAACAUGACAGAUUUUCACCUGAUCCUUUUUGUGACUGGUUAAAAGAGCUUAGAGAAACAGCACCUGGAGUGUCCAUGCCAGAGGUACCUGUAAGCUCAAUCAUUUGUAGUUGGGGGGAUCCUGUUAAAGAUUUUCUUGAUUUUCUGGGGGAUCCUGUUAAAGAUUUUCUUGAUUUUCUUGAUAACUUGUGGGAAACAAACACAGAUAAUAUCAAAUACAUAGACAUAUGUGCGAUAUCUGAAAUAUGUAUGAAACCCCCCACUUUCCUGUUUCCAAAUCUAACAACACUUAAGCUGCAGAGGAUCACACUACAAUGUAUUUGUACUAGAACAAAAUUCCAACUCAAAAGUCUGAGAAAUUUGUAUUUAAGUGAUGUUUCUUCCAAGGAACAUACAUGUAACUGUAAUACUGUUAAGUUUGCACAAGGAGUACUUGAUUUUUCAGAGAGCACAAACAUUGAAAAAGUUGAAAUUAAUACAAUCUUUUCAUGGGAACUGGUCUUCCCUGGAAAUAAAUUAAAAGAGCUGAAACUUGAGCAUCUGAAUUCGUGCCAUCUCCUAGUACAUUCAGGUACUGCUGUUCAGAAAACAGAACAUAAAAUAAGAAAAGUCAGCUGUUUAGCACUUAGACCAAGUAAUUCUACACUCAACUGUGUUUACCAAAGGAUCAACUGUAUUGACAUAAAAGAAUGUGUAGACUUUAAUCUUCAUCUCCACAGUUCCUUCAAUUUGGAAGAAGCAGAUAUCACAGUAGAAUCAGCACAAGUUUCCUCUUUACAUUGCAAGGGAAAAGAGAGAUAUAAAUGUCAAGUAGAAGUAGUUUCAAAUAUCCCAAUAGAAUCUGUAUCUUUAGAUAGAAUAGAAAAAAUUCCAAAUAUACCAUGGGAAAAAGUUAAAAGUGUGGUUUUGAAACGAUUGCAAACUACAGAUAUAUAUAUAGACAUUCUCGAAAGAUUGUACAACUCUGAAAGCCUCCUGUCUUUGCAUUGUACAGGGCAUACAUGUACUAAAAACUUAGUAUCAGUAUUAGGGAACACACUGGAAUCAGCUAGUAACAUUGAAACUUUGAUGAUUACAGGUAACUGUUAUAAAUUAAACCUUGAUAGAAUUAAACAUCUUAAACAUCUUAAACUUCAAGGUAAAAGCAUGGGAACUGAUAUUAGCGGAUGCAAUAAUGUUGAAUCUCUCCUGCUGAAAAAAUGUCCUCACCAAUUCUCGAGAAAAGCAUUUUACAAUUACUUUGACGAAACACAUAGAAAAGUUAUUUAUUCAGUGUCAAAUUAUAAAGCAGAGUUUCAUACAGAGGCUAUUUAUUCAGUGUCACGUCUUGUUAAUCUGAGAUGUCUGAAAUGUAUGGGAUUUACUGAAUAUGAUUUCAGUACGUUAGGGGAAUGCUUCCCAUUUCUUCCUAAUCUUCAGGAGCUUGAACUGUCACAUUUUUUGUGGGAAAAGGUUAAGAACCCGUUUAUAUUUUCUUGCUUAGAAAAUAUUAAGAAUUUGAAAAUACUGUCCUUGGUGCGUUUAUUUCCGUGUGUAACAUUUACAGUAGCAAAGACUUUCCAUCAGUUAGAAUUAGAGGAAGUAAAAAUUAUUCACUGUUCAGAUGUUUUUAAACGGGAAUUUAAUACCAGCUUUUUGAAAAUAAUGCAGUCACUUCAGAGUCAGAAAAUGCUAAAAAAGGUGACUGUAGUUGAGGAGGAAACACAUUGUUUAUCUACCUUCAUUUCCGCAAUUGAAAAACUGAAUCAGAUAGAAUCUGUAACACUAAUAAAAGGGAACAAAUAUAAAAGUUAUAAAGAAAGGACUUUGAUGCCUUUCAUCAAUCUGCAUGGAUUAACCAAGCUUGAAACACUUGUGUUGGGACGGUUUUACAUUGAAGAACAAACCUGGCAAGCAUUUGUUAAGAGUAUGCCUAUUGAUGGUCAGCUUCAAACAGUGGAAUUUCAUGGUGCUGAGAUAUCACACGAAGAAACAGAGGAAUUAAUAAAGUCUACUUCAGUAUUUGAAAGUCAAGAAUGGGAAUGCACUGGGCGUUACACCUAUAAUAUUGUUCUCAAAACAAAGAAAAACAAUAGGGAGAAGAAUAAAUUAAAAAAACAGGAAGGCCAUGAUGGCCCUAUAUAUCGCUCACCAGAGUUGACCUACUGACCUAGUUUUUGACCCCACAUGACCAAGAGUUGAACUUGACCUAAAGAUCAGCAAGACAAACAUUCUGAUUAAAUUUCAUUAAGAUUUGGUUACAACUGUGGCCUCUAGAGAUUUCACAAGCUUUUCCUUUGAUUUGACCAGGUGACCUAGAUUUUGACCCCACAUGACCUAGAUUCAAACUUGACCUAGAAAUCAUCAAGCAAAACUUUCUGACUAAGUUUCAUAAAUAUUGGACACUACUGUGACCUUUAGAGUGUUCACAAGGUUUUCAUUUGAUUUGACCAGGUGACCUAGUUUUUUAUCCAACUUGACACAGUUUCGAACUUGACCUAGAGAUCAUCUAGACUAACAUUCUGACCAAGUUUUGUAAAGAUUGGGUCACAAAUGUGGUCUCUGGAGUGUUCACAAGGUUUUCCAUUGAUCUGAAGUAGUGACCUAGUUUUUGAUCAAACAUGACCCAGAUUCAAACUUGACCUAGAGAUCAUUAAGACUAACAUUCUGACCAAGAUUCAUAAAGAUUGGGUCAAAAUGUGGUCUCUAGAGAGUUCACAAUGUUUUCCUUUGAUCUGACCUACUGACCUAGUUUUUGAUCCCACAUGACCCAGUUUCGUACUUUAUCUAAAGAUCAUCAAGACUAACAUUCUGAUCAAGUUUCAUAAAGAUUUGGUCAAAAUGUGGUCUCUAGAGCGUUCACAAGCUUUUCCUUUGAUCUGACCUACUGACCUAGUUUUUGACCCCACAUGACUCAGUUUCGAACCUGAUCUAGGGAUCAUCAAGACACACAUUCUGACCAAGUUUCAUAAAGCUUGGGUCAAAAAUAUGAUCUCUAGAGUGUUCACAAGCCUUUUCCUUUGAUCUGACCUUCUGACCUAGUUUUUGACCCAACAUGACCUAAGAGAUCAUCAAGACUAAUAUUCUGACCAAGUUUCAUAAAGAUUGAGUCACAAAUGUGGUCUCAAGUGUUCACAAGCAUUUCCUUUGAUCUGACGUAUGGACCUAGUUUUUGACCAACAUGACCCAGUUUCGAACUUGACCUAGAGAUCAUCAAGACUAACAUUCUGACCAAGUUCCAUAAAGAUUGAGUAAAAAAUGUGGUCUCUAGAGUGUUCACAUGCUUUUCCUUUGAUCUGACCUGGUGACCUAGUUUUUUAACCCACAUGACCCAGUUUCAAAGUCGACCUGGAGAUCAUCAAGAGUAACAUUCUGACCAAGUUUCAUAAAGAUUGGGCCACAAAUGUGGUCUCUAGUGUUCACAAGCAUUUUCUUUGAUCUGACCUACUGACCUAGUUUUUGACCCCAUAUGACCCAGUUUCGAACUUGACCUAGACAUCAUCAAGACUAACAUUCUGACCAAGUUUCAUAAAGAUUUGGUCACAAAUGUGGCCUCUAGAGUGAUCACAAGGCAAAUGUUGACGCACAAGGGAUGCCGGACAAUGGCAGGUCACAAUAGCUCACCUUGAGCACUUUGUGCGCUGGUGAGCUAAAAAGUAGUGUACACACAAUUGUAUACCUUGCUCUAAACACUAUGUUUAGUGUUUAACUGUACUAGAAAAUAUAAAUUAAUAAAUAUAUAUACUAAAUUUAUAUAGCUAUAUCUGAAAUAGAAAAUAAAAUUCUUUGAGACGAUACUGGUUUCUAAGUAUUUGUAUAUGGGAAUUAUUGUUAUUGAUGUAUUAUUUACAACAAUAAAAUC